Mastomys coucha (southern multimammate mouse) is the source of this 3063-nucleotide messenger RNA. It is a transcript of the gene Gpr50, whose product is annotated as G protein-coupled receptor 50. Gene Ontology annotation, cellular component: membrane. Bases 111 to 1898 code for a protein of 595 amino acids. The transcript has 2 exons. Gene Ontology annotation, biological process: G protein-coupled receptor signaling pathway. The record is from RefSeq and is a predicted model, not a curated record. Gene Ontology annotation, molecular function: melatonin receptor activity. Lineage: Eukaryota; Metazoa; Chordata; Mammalia; Rodentia; Muridae.
CGGAGCCUCAGAGAGUGCGCCACGCUUUCCUGGAGCUCCCGGAGCUCCUGGUGGAGGAGCAGGUAUUAGCGGUUUGGACUCACUGAAGAUCCUGAGCUUGCCUGAGAGGAAUGGCCACGGUCCCCAAGAACAACAUGGGACCUACAAAGGCGGUUCCCACCCCAUUCGGCUGCAUUGGCUGUAAGCUGCCAAAGCCCGACUACCCACCAGCUCUAAUACUCUUCGUGUUCUGCGCAAUGGUCAUCACCGUCGUAGUAGACCUGGUCGGAAACUCCAUGGUCAUUUUGGCUGUGACCAAGAACAAGAAGCUCCGAAAUUCUGGCAACAUCUUUGUGGUCAGCCUCUCUGUGGCAGACAUGCUGGUAGCCAUCUAUCCCUACCCUUUGAUGCUGUAUGCCAUGUCAGUUGGGGGCUGGGAUCUGAGUCAGCUCCAGUGCCAGAUGGUCGGGUUGGUCACAGGACUGAGUGUAGUCGGUUCCAUCUUCAACAUUACUGCCAUUGCCAUCAACCGUUACUGCUACAUCUGCCACAGCCUCCAAUACAAGCGGAUCUUCAGCCUGCGCAACACUUGCAUCUAUCUGGUCGUUACCUGGGUCAUGACAGUCCUGGCUGUCCUGCCUAACAUGUACAUUGGCACCAUUGAGUAUGACCCUCGCACCUACACCUGCAUCUUCAACUAUGCGAACAAUCCUGCUUUUACUGUGACCAUUGUCUGCAUCCACUUCGUCCUCCCUCUCAUCAUAGUCAGUUAUUGCUACAUGAAAAUCUGGAUCAAAGUGCUGGCAGCCCGUGACCCAGCUGGACAGAAUCCUGACAACCAGUUUGCUGAGGUUCGAAAUUUUCUAACCAUGUUUGUGAUCUUCCUCCUUUUUGCAGUGUGCUGGUGCCCUGUCAAUGUGCUCACUGUGUUGGCGGCUGUCAUUCCAAAGGAAAUGGCAGGCAAGAUCCCCAACUGGCUUUAUCUUGCAGCCUACUGCAUAGCCUACUUCAACAGCUGUCUCAACGCCAUCAUCUACGGUAUCCUCAAUGAGAGUUUCCGAAGAGAAUACUGGACCAUCUUCCAUGCUAUGCGGCACCCUAUCCUGUUCAUCUCUCACCUCAUCAGUGAUAUUCGGGAGACUUGGGAGACCCGAGCUCUCACUCGUGCCCGUGUCCGUGCCCGUGAUCAAGUCCGAGAGCAAGAGCGUGCUCGUGCCUGUGUCACUGUGGAGGGGACCCCGAGGAACGUCCGGAAUGUUCUACUGCCUGGUGAUGCAGCAUCUCGCUGCUCUGAUCGUGCCUCUGAUCGUGCCUCUGUCCGUCCCAAGCCCCAAACCAGGUCUACUUCUGCCUACCGCAAACCUGCCUCUAUCCACCACAAGUCUAUUUCUGGCCACCCCAAGUCUGCCUCUGUGUACCCUAAGCCAGCCUCCUCUGUCCAUUGCAAGCCUGCCUCUGUCCAUUUCAAACCUGCCUCUGUUCAUUUCAAGGGUGACUCUGUCUAUUUCAAGGGAGACAGUGUCCAUUACAGGGCUGCUUCCAAACUUGUCACCAGUCACUGUAUCUCUGCUGGCCCUUCCACCAGUCACUCUACAUCCAUGGCUGGCUACAUUAAGCCUGGUACCAGCCACCCUGUGACCACCACUGUUGACUAUCUCGAACCUGCCACGACCAGCCACUCUGUGCUCACUGCUGUUGACCUCCCUGAGGUCUCAGCCUCCCAUUCCCUUGAGAUGACCACCACUGGCCACCUCAAACCUAACAUUCCUGCCUCCAUCCUUCCCACUGUACCCCUUGAGCUUGCUGCCACCCCUCCUGAUACCGCUGUAAUCCCCAUUGCCACUGGCGAUUACCGCAAGGUCGUGCUUAUUGAUGAUGAUUCUGAUGAUUCUGAUUGUUCUGAUGAGAUGGCUGUGUGAAAAGGGUCCAUUCGAGUUUUCCCUGCUUAUGCAGUCCAGAGUGAGAUACGUACACAUCGACGGACACACACAGACACGGACCCCAGACACAGUGGAAGUUCCAUCUACCUUUCAGACAUAUUCCUCUUUGGCACCCUGUACUCUUGAAAGUGUGUGUAUAUUCUUGCUAUCUUAGAGAACAAAUUUCCAAGUGUGAUGCCUGUGGUCCUGAGGUCCUAAGCCUCGCUGUCCCCCUUUCCUGAUUUUCUCUGCCUCCUGCUUUCUUCUCCCUUUCCCAGGACUGGGGGAGGAGUGCAUGCGCACUGGUCAAGGCUGUCUUGGAUAGCUCUGUAAUGUGACUGUGACAGCGCAGCUUUAUGUUGUGUGUAAUCUGUGUUGUACCUUUAAUGGCAGUCAGAAAAGGAUUGAUAAUGAAAUACAAACACUUGAAAUUUGCUUUUCAAGAUUCAGUGACAAAAUACAAUCCCCCUAUUUGAAGAACAGAAUUAGAUAAGUUCUUAUUAAAGUUCAUUUUAAUGCCUGUCAGAUCAAGUGGCAAAAGGAAUGACAUGUCAUACCAAGUUGAUUCUAUUUUGUGUAAAUUUAAACACUGGUGCUGAUUUGUAUAUAUUUGGUUGCAAAUGAUGAGACAUUUUUACCCUGUUUUUGGUCAUUUGAGGUUUUCAGGUAUUGACCAGCACAUUCUUUUAUUUCCACAGUAUUUUCUUAUGAUUGGUAACCCCGAGUGUCAAUUACAGUUAUGUUUACAAUAUUCUAAUUCAUAAUCACUCUUUUAAUCACCAUCAGUUUUUACAUCUUUUCAUCCAGAAGUAAGCACUGGUAGCCAGAAGCAAGUGGAGUAGUAAGACGCCUUGUCCUUGUGACCUUCCUGGUUGGAGGCUGGAGACAAGCAGGAAGAGAUGCUAGCACCAGUGAGUCCGAUCAUGCUUUGCUCAGUGACACAGUGUGAAGCACUUGGUCUCAGGUCAACCCAGACAGUGAUUUUCCUUUAGAAUUCAAGAACAAACUGCCAUUUAAAUGAAAUUUCAAUUACUAAUUCAAAUUGAUACUUUAAUCAAAGUUUACUUUACAAAAGCUUGUAAGGAAAACCCGAAAUGUAUCAUACUGCCUUAAUUAUAUUCUGCAUUUGUGGUAGCAGUUAAAUAAAAGUGGUUCUGUGGCUUUA